Coprinopsis cinerea okayama7#130 is the source of this 887-nucleotide messenger RNA. RefSeq names its product coiled-coil domain-containing protein 94. The transcript is spliced from 4 exons. The record is from RefSeq and is a predicted model, not a curated record. Gene Ontology annotation, cellular component: U2-type catalytic step 1 spliceosome. Lineage: Eukaryota; Fungi; Basidiomycota; Agaricomycetes; Agaricales; Psathyrellaceae. The coding region runs from base 129 to 887 and encodes 252 amino acids. Gene Ontology annotation, biological process: mRNA splicing, via spliceosome.
CUACCGUCACCUAACCUUCAACCAUGUCCGAGCGCAAAGUUCUCAACAAAUACUUCCCCCCGGACUUCGAUCCAGACCUCAUUCCGAGGCGUAAAGUGCCUCGGAACUCACAGCAGGUCGUCCGUCUCAUGGCCCCAUUCUCAAUGCGAUGUAAUACCUGCGGAGAAUACAUCUACAAGGGAAAGAAAUUCAACGCACGCAAGGAAACAGUAGAGGGAGAGGACUACUUUGGUAUCAAAAUCUUCAGGUUCUACAUCAAAUGCACCCAAUGCUCCGCCGAAAUCACCUUCAAAACCGACCCAAAGAACACAGACUACGCCGCCGAACACGGUGCAUCUCGCAAUUUCGAACCAUGGCGAGAACAAGAGCAAGAAGAGGAGGAAGACCGACUUGCCAAACUCGAAGCAGAGGAAAACAACCCGAUGAAAGCACUGGAGAACCGUACAUUAGACUCCAAACGAGAAAUGGAGAUCCUUGAUGCUCUACAAGACAUUCGUGCACGGAACGCGCGAAUCGAACGGGCUGGGCAAUCUGAAGAGUUGUUGGCUAGGAUGCACAUGAAAGAGGUGGAGGACGAAGAAGAAGAGGAGCGGAAACGGUUAGAGGAAGAGGACGAGGCGCUCGUCAGAGCAGUGUUCUCCAAGAUCCCAACAAGUGCCGCUGGCCCAUCCACCUCUGGUUCCUCUUCCUCUGAAAAGGUCGUGACUCUCAAACGCAAAGCUGGCGAAGCAGAACCGUCCCUACAAAACCUCCUCUCCGAAUCCGCUCGGGCUUUGAUCACCUCCAAGACAGCCACCCUCACUUCCUCCGCACCUGCAGCGAAGAAAGCAAAGACAGGGACGAACAAACUCGGUAUCAAGAUUGUCAAGAAAUCCAAAGCACCUUGA